Molecule: messenger RNA, 5981 nt
Organism: Sander lucioperca (pikeperch)
Lineage: Eukaryota; Metazoa; Chordata; Actinopteri; Perciformes; Percidae
Product: TOG array regulator of axonemal microtubules protein 1
Exons: 23
Coding region: 466-4977 (1503 amino acids)
Biological process (GO): microtubule cytoskeleton organization
Cellular component (GO): cytoplasmic microtubule; cilium
Molecular function (GO): microtubule binding
Source: RefSeq, a predicted model, not a curated record
ACAGUCUACGCUGCAGCUCUGUGGUGAUGAUCCUGCCUGGAGGAGCCUGGAACUCGCGUCACCAUGGAAGCGCUCAGUUUGCGAGAUGUAUUCGCCAUUUUGCUGCCUCGGUGUGUGUGUGUGUGUGUGUGGGGGGGGGCUUCUCUCUAAUACCUCUGUAGCUUUCAAACAUUCAACACUCAACAUACCAACUGGAACAACCACGGAAAACGUCUGCAUUUAGAGAAGUGUAGCUGCCGCAGCAUGACAUGGAAAUUUGGACGACGUAACAUUAGAUAGUCUCAUCGAGCGUCACGGAAGAGGACCAGGAGGAAUGCAAGCUUGACAAAUAGGAGAGUGGUUUUCCAUCACCAAACCACUCAGGAUGAAAGCACGAAGUAAGGAGGAGGAAUAUUAUUGUCCUCACAGGAUUGUAUUUUUUUCUUUGGAUUCUCAAAUUUGACCACAACCACAAGACCAUCAAUAAUGAUACCUGGAUUGAUCUCCCAGGAGUUACACAAGCUACUUCUGGACCUGACCAAUUACCAAAAUCGCACAAAUGGGGUGGAAGAGCUCAAACACAUCCUCUCAGAAGUGGACAUGAAAUCAGUCCCAUCUGGCAGUAUUGUGGAGUUCAUACAUUUUCUCCCUCAACUUCUGGAUGACAGUAAUUUUAAAGUGUUGUAUUGCACCUUGCAAGUUUUAAACUUACUCAUUCAGAAGCUAGAUACAGGUGUAGACAGAUAUUUCAAACAGAUAGUCUCAGUGGCUUUGAAGGCCCUAGGGGAUACUCGCACCGUCACCAGAAAUGAAUACAUGAAUGUGUUUCGACAGCUGAUGAAAACUGUCGCACCACAGCAAGUAUUGGAUCUUGUCAUUGGCACCUUGAAACACAAGAAUUCAAGGGUUCGGGAAGAUGUCCUUAACAUCAUUAUGGCAGCUAUGCUCACUCAUCCUAGAAAAGAUUUCAACAUCCCUAAGCUUUGUUUUGAGGUUGCACCCUAUCUGGCAGACAGCAAAAGGAAGGUCCGCCAAGCCGCCCUUGAGCUGUUUGCGGUUUUUGACUAUUGCCUUGACACAGGGAAAAAGCAGCCUCUAAUGAAAGCUGUGGACAUGGUUGAACUCAAUGAGGAUGCAGACGGUCUUAUGGCAGCUGUGCAGGCGAGACGAGCGAGGCACGUCCUUCCCAAACUCUCCUCAGAGGGGAUAGUGGAGUAUGGCUUGGUGGUCCCGAAACUAGGACAUCGGGGCUCCCUGCAGCAUGGUUCUGGAGCUGAUCUGGACUGGGUGAUGAAUGGUGGGCGCAUAAGCAGUGCCAGGAGCAACAGAAGUGAACCAGACUGUGACCAAUUGCAUGGCUAUGGCAGCUUAGGUUCCCUCACUGAUGACCUUCCACUUCAAAGGAGGAUUGUCAGCGCAGGUAAAGGGAAGAACAAACUACCCUGGGAGAUGUCGAGCUUCUCAUCCACUGAGAAUGACCAGCAGUGCAGUACUCUGAAUGGAAAGUGCUCUGAAAAGGAUGUCCUUCCCCUGUCCAGGAAGCUCAGUCCAGAGACCUACAUACCCAGUUUCAGUUCUGCACAGCCUCAGAAGCCACAAUCCUCCAGAAGGAAGGAGUCCCCUGCCCGCCUCAGAAGAAGUGGAAGCCUGAACUUGGAGCCAGACAUCUUUAAAACCACCAACUUCUCUGACCCAGAUGUUGUGGCACCCAAGGGACGCAUGCUUUCAAGGAACCCCAGUGUUGAGCGCACGUUCUCCCUGCCCUCGAAUCCCACCACGUCCGGAUCCUUCCUACUGCCCUCCUACCCGCUGGCUACGCUCCCAGGAGGCAUGCUUACUCCAACGCUGCCCCGCCGUCAUGCAGACUCCUCUCUCUCUAUGUCCAACACAUGGCCCAACAAGAGAGAGAACACCCCUCAUCAGCGAGACACCAGCCCCUGGAGAGACACAACAGGCACAGCAAAAGGAGGCCAUCUCUUGAGCAAAUGCUCUCCCCGGCCUCUUCGCGCCUCCCUCGUGAGUUCUUCUUCCACUUCGUCAUUCCGCCGGGCUCUGAGCAGCACCAGGGCAACCCUAUCUAUCUCGCCAGUUGUCCCAACAGCAGAGCAGGUCCAGUCCCAUAAUGGCCAGAAGUCCAAUGCUUCAGGCAGCCCUCAGAAUCAGCAGUUGGAAAGGGACCUUCAUCUGGACCCUGAUAGCAUCAAUGUGGUGCAAGAUCCUCAAGAGGAUGAUCCUCUGGACAUGCAGGAGGUCAGCGAAACAAUGCUGAACUCCCUGCGCUCAUUGCGCAACAGCGCUGCCAAGAAGAGGGCCAAAGUAAACAGUUCAGAUCCAGACAGCCCUGACUCAGCUGUGAGGCUGGACCUGGGUUUGGACUCACCAUCACACACCUCUCCAAUGCUUACCACCUCAGCCAGUGAGAGUGGUCUUUCCAGUCUGAGCUCAGUCGCCAACUCCAGCUUCAAUGCCAUCAAAACCAGCCCAGGAAACUCUGCCUCUUCAGGGAUGAAACCUCGCAUUGCAAGAGUGCCUUCUGCAAAACUGAGGUCUUCUGUGUCCAUGGACUUCAGCAGCCUUCAAGGAUUGUCUCAGAGAAACGAACUGUCGUCUGAGGUGGGUGUUGUUGGGCAGAGAGUCACUUACUCCAAUGGAACAAUCAAAACUGAGGAAGAGACAACAGGACCAUCCCCUCCGUUGGUCAAACCAGCCCUCCGUGAAUCAGUCAGAGCUCUGAAGCCUGCCAAAGGAUCUCAGAGCCACAGCAGCAGGAACUCACCGGCCACGGAUAUGGCUGAAGGAAUCAUUGGAAGAGGCAUGUUUGGCACUGCAGUGUCCUCCAGCCAUCCAGGAGUCGCCUCGUCACUUGAGCAGGGUGAUUCUGUGGCCAAACCCCCCACUGAUGCCUCAGCAGGCAUCUACAGCCAUGCUGCCAGUCCCCUAGACAGUGAUGACAGCCCACAUCCAGAUGAGGUUAAGCCAAGGGUGAAGAAUGCAAGGUUUAGCCGGGAUAAGAUGCGGCUGCAGUGUCUGGAUCAGCAAGAGGGUCAGCUCAGUCAAGUGGACCACACGCGAGAUAAGAUUCGCCACAGAGUCAGACAGAUGCUGUCGGACUCACCCACAGAGGAGAACAGAGUAUUAAUCAUCCAAGAUCUGCAUCUGAAUGGCAGCACACUGACUUCCACCAGAGCAGACCUCUCUGAUGAGUCCCCUAUCAGCCCCACCAGUCCUGUCAGCCCACCAGGACCCCAAAGCCCCAUCAAGUGCUUCACUCCGCCCCACCAGCCGAGCCCCCCCACAGUGCCCCCCAACCCCAAAAACCUUGCCCGUGUUAGGAGGGCCCCUAGCCUCAACAGAACCCGACCAUCGCUGUCCCACAGCUCAGAUGAGCUGUCCCCUGGUACUACCGGUCACAAGAAAAAUCUCUCAGAGCCUCCGGAGCUGUCUCAGUUUUCCAAGCCUGACCUGGCGCUGGCACAGAGCUUUAACCUGCUGAGCUCCGAAGACUGGGAGAAGAAGAUCGAGGGUCUGACGAUCCUGCGCAGUCUUGCUCACCACCACUCAGACACACUCCAGGCCAGGCUUCAUGAUGUCUGCCUGGCCCUCAUUCAAGAGGUAAAGAACCUGCGGUCAAGUGUCUCCAGGGUUGCUGUAUGUACGCUGGGCGACCUGUACACCCACCUGCAGAAGGCAAUGGACCAGGAGCUGGAUGGGACAGUUAAAGCUUUACUGCUGAAGGCCGCGGAGAGUAACGCCUUCAUUAGGCAGGAUGUGGAUGCAGCCCUGGGCUGCAUGGUCCAGCACUGCACACCAACUCGUAGCAUCAAUGCUUUACUCUCUGGGGGACUCAGUCACCUCAACGCAGUGGUUAGAAAAUGCACCGCCCAGAACCUGGCUAAUCUGGUCGAGAAGGUUGGUGCGGCCCGUCUUCUGUCUGGAGGUAAAGAUCUCACAGACAGAAUCUUACCUGCCGUCACCAAACUCGCACAAGACUCCUCACAGGAACCCAGGUACUUUGGGCGUCGAAUGCUGCUGUCCCUGUCAUCCCACCCUGACUUUGACAAGAUCCUGGAGAAAUAUAUUCCCACCAAAGACCUGCCGACUGUCAGAGAAACCGUCAUCAUUCUCAAGACAAAGGCUCUUGGUGAGAUGUCCCAAGACACCCAGUCAGCCAGGGGUAGACGCUCCCUCCCAGGCAGUGGUACAGUCCGGGCCUCAUCUCUCACCAGAGAGCCACUCAACCAAACCAAUAGGGAGUCUAAUAGCCAUAGCCACAGCUGUAGAUCUCAGACACAGAGUAUUGCAGACAAGACCGAAUACAUCACGCAGAUCUCAGGCCUGCUGAGUUCAAAGGACUUCAGAGAGAGGAUCAAGGGAAUCGACCAGCUAGAAGCUGACUGCCAGCACAACCCCAACAUGGUCAUCAAUAAUAUAUUCCCGGUGUUUGAUGCCUUCAAGGCCAGGCUGCAGGAGUCCAACAGUAAGGUCAACCUGUAUGCUCUUGAGUCUCUUCAGAAAAUCAUCCUCUUGUUGAAGGACAACCUGUCCCAAGUAGUCAAUCUCCUAGUCCCAGCAAUCGUGGACAAUCACCUCAACUCCAAGAACAACGCCAUCUACUCUGCUGCUAUCGGAGCUAUCAAUGCACUUGUCUCAAAUCUUGAUAACAUACUUCUUCUUCAGCCUUUCUGCACCAAAGCUCAGUUUUUAAACGGCAAAGCAAAGGUGGAUCUUAUCGAAAAGGUUGCAGAUCUUGUGACAGAGCUCUACCCUCGCAAGCCCCAGAUGGUGGAGCAGAAAGUGCUUCCCUUGCUUUGGCACCUCCUGGGCACCUCUACCCACAGUGGUACCAUCCAUGGCCGGGGCGGCAGCGUGAGGGGUGCUACUGCCAACCUGUGCCAAGCCCUGUACGUCCAGAUGGGGCCCAAUCUGACUGAGUGUGCUGCCUCCCAGUCUGCCAAUGUCUAUAAAGGUUUAAAUGAGGUCCUGAGGACCUUAUCCUAAAAGGUAAAACUGAAUCAGAACACAACCUAAUGUUGGAAGAGAAGAACAUUAACACUGACCUUACUUGAAGACAGAGAUGUUCUACAUUUCUUACAGUGCCUGCACUUUUAUAUCAAUAAAGAGAAAGUCCUUUUAAAAAGUAGGAGCUCUUAAUCUUAUCUCAGUGAGAUUUCCUCUGGUACAGAAGCAUGGACAAUUGUAACAUACCGACAUCAGGUCUUACACAUACUCAACCUGCUCUCUUUGCACUUUGAAAAGGUAGCUCAUUAUGAUAGACUUAAUGAGUUUUACAUUUUACCAUCCUAUGGUUGUCAUUGCUUUUUUUUUCUCCAUAAUCUAAACAUGUACUGUAGACAAAUCAGAAACACUAUUGCAGAAUGUAAGAUUGAAAUGCACAAAAAAAGACAGGGAAGAAGACAGGGACCUGAAAAGUGUAUAUUUUUGCUGUUUCGUCAAAAUAUGAUGUGAUAUUUUCAAGACGUCUUAUAUAGUUGAUCUAAUGUGAAUUGAGAUUAACCAUAAUAGUACAAAAUACUUUUGUACAGCUCAAAUGUGUAUUUGCACAGUAUUAGCUUAAUCUGUUAUUGUCUGCUGUAUAAUGGUACAGUUUAUAAUUUAUCUAUUGUGUAAUGGUUUGAAAGUCCUGUUAAUGAUGUGCUAAGUUGGUACCAUCUGUCUUUUUUUUGCAUGACCAAAAUUUACUGGCAGGAUCAAAAUUGUUUAUAUUUUUGUUAAGGAGAUAUAUAUGUACACUGAUGCCGAGAUCAAGGUUUGGUUGGAACCGAUUCUUCUGGAUGGGGACAGCGUGAAAGGAAAAGGAGUUCAGUUUCGCUCCAGCCUUUGCCUGAGAAACCGUAAAGGCCCAGAUCUGAUUCUGUCUCAGUAUAGUGCCAGUCUUCAAGUAGCCUUUUAACGCAUCUAUUGUUAAGUUAUAUUGAAGUUGUUUGUGAACAAGAGCAAAGACAGAUUGAUAUAUAAAUAAAGUUUUAUUUCUGUAAAACCAA